Molecule: messenger RNA, 1860 nt
Organism: Aethina tumida (small hive beetle)
Lineage: Eukaryota; Metazoa; Arthropoda; Insecta; Coleoptera; Nitidulidae
Gene: CARPB
Product: carbonic anhydrase-related protein 10
Exons: 10
Coding region: 192-1172 (326 amino acids)
Molecular function (GO): carbonate dehydratase activity; zinc ion binding
Source: RefSeq, a predicted model, not a curated record
UCCACAUGGUCGUCGGACGCCGUGCGGUGCGGUUGUGUAGCGUCGCGACGUGUUACUACAAUUUCGGCGACGCGUCGAGAUUUAUUCUCGCACACGUUGACCGAACCGGAGUUACAUUUUAUCCUUUGAACUUUUUGAGUGAUGUAAUAAACGAACGAUGCCCGAUUUAAGGAAAUAAAACAACGAGCAGAAUGAAGCUAAUUAUGAAAAUGUCGAGCUGCGUUUUCCUGGUGGUUUUCAUCCACGUCCUUCUCCUCAGUCAAGAUACCAAAGCAGUAAGCUGGGAGGAAUGGUGGACAUACGACGGCAUAUCCGGUCCGGCAUUCUGGGGCCUCAUAAAUCCCGAGUGGUCAUUGUGCAACAAGGGCCGAAGACAGUCCCCGGUUAAUCUAGAACCGAGUAAGCUGCUCUUUGACCCCAAUCUUCGACCCCUCCACAUCGAUAAACACAGGAUAAGUGGUUCGAUGAUGAACACCGGUCACAGCAUAAUAUUCAAUGUGGACAACGACACACGUCACCACAUCAACAUCACCGGAGGCCCGUUGUCAUACAAAUAUCAGUUCCAGGAGAUCCACAUCCACUAUGGUUUGCACGAUCAAUUCGGCAGCGAACAUUCCAUCAACGGAUACACGUUCCCGGCCGAGAUACAGAUUUUCGGCUUCAACUCGCAACUGUACACCAACUUCUCGGAAGCGUUGCACAAAGCCCAGGGGAUCGUCGUUACGUCGCUGCUCUUGCAGCUGGGAGAUUUAUCAAAUCCGGAACUGCGGAUAUUAACGGAUCAAUUGGACAAAAUACGUUACGGAGGGGAUGAAGUGGAAGUGAAGAGGUUAUCGGUCAGGGGGCUGCUUCCCGAAACGGAUUAUUAUAUGACCUACGACGGCUCAACCACCAUGCCCGCCUGUCAUGAAACUGUCACUUGGAUGAUCCUCAACAAACCCAUCUACAUCACCAAACAACAGAUGCACAGCCUGAGGAGGCUAAUGCAGGGAGAUGCCAAACAUCCCAAAGCGCCAUUGGGAAACAAUUUUAGACCGCCGCAGCCGCUUCAUCACCGACCAGUGAGGACAAAUAUUGACUUCAAUGUUAAGCAGCGUGCUGAUGCUGGCAAGCAGUGUCCAAGCAUGUACAAGGACGUCUACUACAAGGCGAACAGUUGGAAACAGCAUUGAAGUUGGUGAUUGAGUGUGCAGUGUGAGAUCGAACAUUUCCAAAAAAAAAGUGUACAAAACUUUAAUUGCAUAUCGUUGAUAUAUCAAAGUAAUGGUGCGACCAAAACUGUUCUAGUGAAAAUUUUUAAAGGGAAAUAUAAAAAUUAAAACAUAUCAUCGUAUUUUGCAAAUAAAUAUACAUAUGAUGUAUGACUGAAUUAUAAAUAAUGUGUAUAUUAAUAAUGGGAGUCGAUGGGGGAGAAAUGAUAGUGAACUGGAUAAAAUUGUGAAUCUGUCUCAUCCAACUUUUUUUCCAUAAUCAUUAUAUUUAAGAAAAAUAUAAAAUAGUUGAAUCAUAAGUAUAGUGGAUUCUAUGUACGUAAUAAAAGUGUAAAUAAAAACCAGAUCAUUAUUAAUUUUUCUCACUCUGACAGCUAAAAUAGAGAUGCUUUAAUUUAGAAUAGUGAAACUCUAGAUAGAGUCAUGUUUCUUUUUGUUAAACGAUUAAAUGAAAUGGUUUCGUUUAAGGCCUAAAUGACGCUAAUUUUCAUAAACUGAUUCCUGUUAGAAUAUUUUAGUAUAACCUAUGUAACUUAGCAUAGCGUUUUUAUAUAUGAUUUAUGUAACCGUUAAAACGAUAUGGAAAACGAUGCUUAAAAUUUGUAAUUUAUUUUUGUUCAAUGGUUUUUCAAUAAAAAAUUUUAUUCUA